AUGGAUCUUAAAAUCUUAAUAUUAGGUGCAGGUUAUGGAACUCGACUUCAGAGAAACAUCAGGCAGGAUACUAGUCAAAAAUAUUCAAAUCUUCUUGGAAUUCCAAAAGCCUUAUUACCAAUAGGAGGUCAAGAUGCUUUAAUUACACAUUGGCUUCAAAUAUUUAAAACCGCUAAUAUUGACAUUGCAUCCUCUGUUUACGUGGUAACCAAUAAUCCAUCAUACCAAAGCUUUAUAUCAUGGGCUGAUAAAAAUGGUGUUCCAAGAUCGAAUAUCGCAAAUGACAAAAGUACAUGCAACGAAAAUCGCUUAGGUGCUGUAGCUGAUCUAUUAUUUGGAUUGAAUUAUUUCAAAUUAUUUAAUAAUGAUUUACUUAUAAUUGGAGGUGACACUUUAUUCCUUAAAGAUUUUAAUUUUAACAAAUUAUUAAAUCAAUUUUCAACGUUUAAUGAUGGAUGUUUAGUGACUACACAUACCAUUCCUAAGGACGAAAUUAGUAAAUAUGGUAUCUUAACAAUUAAUAAUUUAAAUGAUAUUGGUCUAUUUGAAGUGACGGAUUUUUCUGAGAAACCGAAUCCAGAGUCUACAAAUUCUCGUAAUGCUUGUCCAUGUUUUUAUUUUCUAAAGCGUGAAGCUCUACCUUUAAUAGAACAAUUCCUUAAAGAAGCUGAAUUAAAGGGUGCUAAACUUGAAGAUAAAGAUGCUACAGGAAAGUUUUUGGCUUGGGUUAUAAAAGGAAACCAUUUUAAAUUUUAUGCUGUACAAGUUAAUGGAAGAAUUGAUGUAGGUGAUUUGAAAAGCUAUGUGGAAGCAAAAGAAUAUUUCGAG
Molecule: messenger RNA, 828 nt
Organism: Cetraspora pellucida
Lineage: Eukaryota; Fungi; Glomeromycota; Glomeromycetes; Diversisporales; Gigasporaceae
Source: the annotation of a GenBank genome assembly